Rotaria socialis is the source of this 864-nucleotide messenger RNA. Lineage: Eukaryota; Metazoa; Rotifera; Eurotatoria; Philodinida; Philodinidae. The record is from the annotation of a GenBank genome assembly.
AUGGCAUCCGGACAUGGCCAUGGUAGCAUGUCGUUGAGCAUGAAAUUGAUUCGACUUCUCAUUGUGCUUUUCAACUUGGCAUUCGUUGUUGUUGGAACAGUAAUACUGGUUAUUGGUGUUUAUGUUAUUAAAGAUCCUAAAAUGCAACAACUGCGUCCAUUACUUAACCCUGAUAUAACAUCAUCGUAUUCGAAAAGUUUAUCAAAUAUUGAAAUAUUUUCUAUUGCAUUAAUCGUUAUUGGUGGUGUUUUAUUAUUAAUUGGAUUUCUCGGUUGUUGUGGAGCCAUAAAAGGUUUUCGAUUUUUACAUUUUGUCUAUGCAGUUAUUAUUGGUGUAGUAAUUGUGGCUGAAAUUUUUAUUAUUAUCUCUUUUAUUGCGUAUCAACAUAAAUUUAAAUCAGAACUUGUUACUAGACUUCAAGGUUCUAUUGCUUCAUUUUAUGUUGGUGUUGAAGUUGACAAUUCAACAGCAACUAAUCCAGUAUCAAUAUCAUGGGAUUUUGCUCAAUUCAAUUUAAAAUGUUGCGGUGCUAUUGGUCCAAAUGACUUUUCACGUGCUGAAAAAUGGAAUAGAAAAAAUCCAUAUAAUCGUGCCACAAAUCUAACUGUUCCUUUUACAUGUUGUCCAUUGAAUGCAACUAAUAAUUGGACUAUAUUACCAACAGAUUUGUCUGCAGCAAGUACAUGUGCAACAACAGGUCAAAAUGCUUAUUCGCAAGGAUGUUAUGAUCGUCUGAUUGAUCUAUUACUUAGAUAUAAAAAGAAUGCCAUCAUUGGCGCUGCUAUCGUGGGUGUGAUUGAAAUACUUGCUUUUAUAUUUGCUAUUUCUCUCUAUUGCCGCAAAGACAACUAUGAUAGUUUGUGA